Fraxinus pennsylvanica is the source of this 3111-nucleotide messenger RNA. The record is from the annotation of a GenBank genome assembly. Lineage: Eukaryota; Viridiplantae; Streptophyta; Magnoliopsida; Lamiales; Oleaceae.
AUGAGGAACCUGCAACUGACAGCGAAGGGUUCGUCGGCGGCGAUUGAUACCGGCGAAGAAGAGAGGUUACUGAGCUCUUACGAUGAGGAGAAUUUUGAGAAAAUAUCGGGGAGUUUCAGGAGAAUUCAGGUUAGCGUUUCAGGUAUGACGUGUGCAGCUUGCUCAAAUUCCGUGGAAUCAGCUCUCACGAGUUUAAACGGCGUCGUGAAGGCCUCCGUUGCCUUGCUACAGAACAGGGCUGAUGUCACUUUUAAUCCUGCCUUAGUCAAGGAUGAAGACAUUACAAAUGCAAUAGAAAAUGCAGGAUUCGACGCUGAGGUUCUGUCUGAACCACAAGGAAUUCUGAGAGCUCUCCCAGGUGUGAAGAAGGCUGUAGUUGCUUUGGCUACUUCAUUUGGGGAGGUCGAAUAUGACCCCACUGUUAUAAGUAAGGAAGGUAUAGUCAAUGCAAUCGAAGAUGCUGGCUUUGAGGCUUCCUUUAUGCAGAGUACUGGGCAGGAUAAAGCUGUAUUAGGGGUUAAUGGAGUAUCAAGUGCAACGGAUUUACAGCUGUUAGAAGGCAUUCUUUGCAACUUAAAGGGCGUGAGACAAUUUCAUUUUGAGCGAACAUCAAAAGAGUUAGAAGUUCAUUUUGAUCCAGCGUUUCUUGGUUCUAGAUCAUUAAUUGAUGAGAUUGAAAAUGGAAGCUAUGGAAAAUUCAAGUUACUUGUCAAGAAUCCUUAUACAAGAAUGGUUUCUAAAGAUCUAGAAGAAUCAUCAAAGAUGUUUCGGCUAUUUACUGCAUGCUUGUUUCUUAGCGUUCCUGUCAUUUUCAUGCGAGUCGUCUGUCCUCAUAUCCCUUUCAUAUAUUCUUUACUAAUUCGGCGAUGUGGUCCUUUUCAAAUGGGUGAUUGGCUGAAGUGGGCUUUGGUGACUAUUGUUCAAUUUGUUAUUGGUAAGCGUUUCUAUGUUGCAGCUAGCAGAGCACUUCGGAAUUGUUCAACAAAUAUGGAUGUUUUGGUUGCAUUGGGAACUUCAGCUUCAUAUUUCUACUCUGUGUAUGCAUUAUUAUAUGGUGCAUUCACUGGGUUCUGGUCUCCUACAUACUUUGAAACAAGUGCAAUGCUAAUAACAUUUGUACUUUUUGGUAAAUACUUGGAAAGUCUUGCAAAGGGAAAAACAUCAGAUGCUAUCAAAAAGCUCGUGGAACUCACACCUGCCACUGCUGUAUUGCUUGUCAAAGACGAAGGUGGAAAAAUUGUUGGAGAAAGAGAAAUUGAUGCCUUGCUAAUUCAGCCUGGCGACAUAUUAAAAGUACUUCCUGGCGCAAAGGUUCCUGCUGAUGGUUUGGUUGUUUGGGGUUCAAGCUAUGUAAAUGAGAGUAUGGUUACUGGUGAAUCUGAUCCUGUUCUGAAAGAAGUCAAUUCAUCAGUUAUUGGGGGUACAAUAAACUUGCAUGGUUCGCUUCAUGUACAGGCCAAUAAGGUUGGAUCCAAUACAGUUUUGAGCCAAAUUAUAUCUCUGGUUGAGACUGCGCAGAUGUCAAAAGCUCCCAUUCAGAAGUUUGCGGACUUUAUUGCAAGCGUCUUUGUCCCCGUGGUUGUGACUCUGGCAUUGAUGACAUUACUAGGAUGGUAUCUUGCUGGACUUCUUGGAUCCUACCCCAAAGAGUGGCUGCCAGAAAAUAGCAACUAUUUUAUUUUUUCCCUCAUGUUUGCUAUAUCAGUCGUGGUAAUUGCUUGCCCAUGUGCACUUGGACUGGCCACACCUACUGCUGUCAUGGUUGCAACAGGGAUUGGAGCUAACAACGGUGUCCUCAUCAAAGGAGGAGAUGCAUUAGAGAGGGCACAAAAGAUCAAUUAUGUGGUAUUUGAUAAGACAGGCACCUUAACUCAGGGAAAAGCCACAGUUACAACUGCAAAAGUUUUCUCAGGAAAGGAUCGCGGUGAAUUUCUUAAAUUAGUGGCUUCAGCUGAGGCCAGCAGCGAGCAUCCUUUGGCUAAGGCAAUACUCGAAUAUGCCUGCCAUUUCCAUUUCUUUGAUGAAGCUUCCACUAUGAAGAAUGUCCAAAAUAAGUUCUCUGGAUGGCUUCUCGGCGUCUCGGAUUUUUUAGCCUUGCCUGGAAAAGGCAUUCAGUGCUUUAUAGAUGGAAAACAUGUUUUGGUUGGUAACCGGAAGCUGAUGACUGAAAAUCAGGUUAUUAUUUCGAGUGAUGUGGAAAAUUUUGUUGUAGAGUUGGAGGAAAGUGCUGAGACUGGAAUACUUGUGGCGUAUGAUAAUGAACUAAUUGGUGUUCUUGGGGUAGCAGAUCCACUAAAGAGAGAAGCUGCUGUUGUCAUGGAGGGCCUUGUGAAAAUGGGUGUUAAUCCUGUCAUGGUUACUGGGGAUAAUUGGAGAACAGCUCAGGCUGUUGCCAAGGAGGUUGGCAUUAGAGAUUUUAGGGCAGAGGUGAUGCCUGCUGGAAAAGCAGACGUUAUUCGUUCAUACCAGAAAGGCAGAAAUGUAGUUGCAAUGGUGGGUGACGGCAUUAAUGAUUCUCCUGCCUUGGCUGCUGCUGACGUUGGUAUGGCAAUCGGGGCAGGGACAGAUAUUGCAAUAGAAGCUGCCGACUAUGUGCUGAUGAGGAAUAAUUUAGAAGACGUCAUCACAGCUAUUGAUCUUUCAAGAAAAACUUUCGCCAGGAUUAGAUUGAAUUAUGUAUUUGCUAUGGCUUACAAUGUGGUAGCUAUACCAGUUGCUGCCGGGGUUUUAUUUCCUUGGCUGAAAGUGAAGUUGCCACCAUGGGUAUCCGGUGCAUGCAUGGCUUUGUCAUCCUGGAUCCUACUGGUGCCUGCAGUGGAUCCUACUGACUACAUGAGACUUGAAGUUGGGAUGCUUUUGAAAAACACAACUGUUGGAGUUAAGGUGAAGCCUGCAAGUAGGGCAGGAAGAAUGAGAGAGAAGCCACUUAUCAGCACAAUGAAGAUGGAACUGAUGGUUGCAUUAUGGAAGGAUUGGAUUCUAUCACCAUUGGAGACUUCCAUUAAACAAAUUGCACAGCUUGAAGCCGACAAUGGUGAGCAAACAGCAAUUGCCAAAGUUACCAUGUCUUUCCUUUUAAGGUCAGCGUUCACUAUACGUGAUGCAACCUAG